AUUUUCUUCCCCUUUCUCCUUACUUUUAUUAUUAUUAUUAUUAUUAUUUCUUUUUUACUCUGUAGUUUUCUUGUCACUAUUAUUACUACUAUUAUUAUCACUUUAUUAUUAUCAUAAUAUUACAAUCAUAUGUCUAUCUCGUUAUCAACUUGUUACAACAAUCUUGGAUUAGGUCGAUGGGAGGAAUUGUGUCACGAGUUCUUGUCUUCUGUCUUACCAAUGGAGGAGUCUGCAAUGUCACUCGAUGAUUUGUCAAGUUCGACGUGGCGCAUCAUUUUCCUCAAGGAUGAUUGUUUCUUGCAAUCACCCUCCACUAAUAAUGCUUAUAUACCACCUACGAGUACUCCUACAACCACUGUGCCAACUAUACCAACAUCAUCUCCUAUCACUCCUACCAAUACUCUUACCAUUACACCUCCUACUACACCUCCUCCUACUAAGUGUACUUCAUCUGUUUCUAUAGCAACAGGUCUCAUGGAUGACACCGAUGAUGUUCAAUCAUUCUUCUCAAUAUCUUCUUCUUCUCCUUCAAGUCCAAUUGAACCUCUUUUUGAUGGUAUUGAUUUCAAUCAUCAUCCAGAUCAUGAUGAUGAUGAUGAUAUUAUGCCAUCGGAAUUUAAAGAUACCUCGACAACGACAAUAACAUCAACAAAAAAAUCCUUCCAACAACGAAAAAGGAAAAGACAAGCCAAACCAAGAAACAAUCAACAAAAACGACGAAAACACAAUAAUCAAGAUGAACCGACUUGUUUUUUUGAUCAACUUUCUUGUGAUGGCAUUCGAUGGUGUCGAUACUGUGGUACAACUGAAACAGUAAAUUGGCGUCCUGGACCAUGGGGCAAACGAACUCUAUGCAAUAAACAUGGAUGCGAUUAUAAAGGAUAUGGUGUAGUAGGACGGUCACCAAGAUUGGAUUUGUCGGCGUAUCGGGAUGAACUUUUGGAAGAUCGGCAUCGUCCAGUGAUACAAGAUUUCUGUGCUCUUUGUCAUGAACAGAUAGAUAUCAAUAAAAAACAACAAUGGAUGCGAUGUGAUGGUGGAUGCUCACGUGCUUAUCAUCAUCAUUGUUUUCAACUCGAACAUGAUAAUGAUGGUUGGUCUAUGGAUGAUACUUCUUUAUGGUUUUGUGAUGCUACUUGUUAUGAUAAUCGAAGAAAGAAAAGAGUUAUUGUAGAUUUGCCCCGAAUACAACCCCUGAUGCACCCUAAAAAACAAAGAAAAAGUUUAUCUUCCCCUUAGUUUACUUACUCCUCGUUUACAUUUGUAUUAACUUUGUGUGAUGAAAGAAAAAUAAUAAAAAUUCAAACUCCUCGAUUCAUAUUUUUUUUUUCUCUCAUAUUAUUUUUUUUUCCUUUGCACUUUGUCUUUGCUUACUUUUUUCUUCCCUUUUUUUUUUUUUUAUUAUAACCAUGGCCAAUCGAACUAUUGCUGGUGCUAAUUG
This is a messenger RNA of Halteromyces radiatus, 1441 nucleotides long. RefSeq lists its product as uncharacterized. Gene Ontology annotation, biological process: regulation of DNA-templated transcription. The transcript is spliced from 4 exons. Bases 130 to 1239 code for a protein of 369 amino acids. Gene Ontology annotation, molecular function: zinc ion binding; sequence-specific DNA binding. NCBI's taxonomy places the organism in Eukaryota, Fungi, Mucoromycota, Mucoromycetes, Mucorales, Cunninghamellaceae. The record is from RefSeq and is a predicted model, not a curated record.